GCCUCUGAACGGGGGAGAGCUGUCUGAUCUGCUUUCAGAGAUAAGGCGCUUCAAACCAGGCAGCAACAGGAAACUUUGAAGAAGCAGGAUCUACUCUGGAAGGAAACUCUAAGAAACAGAAUUUCUUUUUACCUAGAAUUUAAAAAGGAAAAAAUCAAAACUUUAGCUGCUCUUUUCAUCAGCUAAACAUACGCUUUCCUAACUAAGCUGGGACUCUGUAUAAAAAAGGAUCUACUUUAUCUCACUGGAUCCAUGCUACCUUUUACUACAGUAAGUGCAAUAUUAAUAGGAAUGUUAUAUUUUGUCUGUAAAUAGAGACAUGAAACGGCAUCAGUGAAGUGUGAGGGGAGAAAAAAAAAAUCUUCUUGGCAGAUAUAGUGAAAACCAGGGCUUUGCUGCAACCCGAGGACUGGAGUCUGAGAAAGAUCCAAGUGAUAUUUAACAUGACCAUCUGUAUCGUUUUGUCACCAACAGUAUGUUCUUGAGGAAGAAGUGCAGAUAUGGAUCACGCAAGCUGCAGUUUCUCUUGCUGUUGCUGAUGCUGGGCUUUUUGCUACUGAUGGUUACAACGCUGAAUCCACCACCCAGCAACCAGAGCAAGGAAGGGACUUUCCAGCCAGUGGAGCUCAACCCCCGGGAAGGGUAUCAGAUGGACUUUGCGGAGACCCAAGAGAUGCUGGAGACCCAGGAGGAGAGCCAGCAGUAUUACCCUUUGGAUGGGCUAUCGCCAUUCAUCUCCCUGCGGGAGGAUGAGUUGAUCGUGGCCGUUGUGUCGCCCUCCGGCAAAAGGAACCACAGCAAGGCCAGGAAGGGCUAUCGCAUGGUGAAGCAGCAGAGCAGGCGGCCGGAGGGGAGGGCAGAGGGGGACCCGGAGUCCCAGCUCCUGUCCCUUCCUCUGCAGGCUGGGGAAGGGGCUGCUGCGGGGGAGCGGCCGCUCGGCCUGGAAACCCAUGGCUUUAACGAAGCGCUCAGUGAGCGGAUCUCUCUGCGCAGGGAGCUGCCUGAGGUACGACACCCGUUGUGCCUACAGCAAGAAUAUGACUCCAGUCUGCCUACUGCUAGUGUCAUCAUCUGUUUCCAUGACGAAGCCUGGUCUACUCUGCUGAGAACCGUGCACAGCAUUAUGGACACAGCCCCAAAGGCCUCCCUCAAGGAUAUCAUCCUAGUCGACGAUCUCAGCCAGCAAGGGCACCUGAAGUCAGCUCUGAGUGAAUACAUCUCUAAGCUGGAAGGUGUGAAACUCAUCCGGAGCAACAAAAGGCUUGGUGUCAUCCGAGGUCGGAUGCUAGGAGCUGCACGGGCAACUGGGGACGUGCUCGUCUUCAUGGAUUCACACUGCGAGUGUCAGAAGGGCUGGCUGGAACCCCUCCUAGCCAGGCUGUCCAGCAACCGAAACAGUGUCGUCUCCCCUGUCAUAGAUGUUAUAGACUGGAAGACUUUUCAGUACUAUCACUCUGUGGGCCUGCAUCGAGGUGUUUUUGAUUGGAAACUAGAUUUUCAUUGGGAACCAGUGCCAGAGCAUGAAGAGAAGGUACGACAGUCUCCCAUCAGCCCUAUCAGGAGUCCUGUGGUAGCUGGUGCAGUGGUGGCCAUGGAUCGACAUUACUUCCAAAACACUGGAGCUUAUGAUUCUGACAUGACCAUGUGGGGAGCAGAAAAUCUGGAGCUAUCUCUAAGGACCUGGCUCUGUGGUGGCUCUGUAGAAAUUAUUCCAUGCUCCCGAGUUGGGCAUGUCUAUCGAAAUCACUUUCCCCGUGCAUUCUCCUAUGAAGAGGCCCUUGUGAGGAACAAAAUCCGAAUAGCAGAGACCUGGCUGGGCUCUUUUAAAGAGAACUUCUACAAGCACGACACAAUGGCUUUCUUAAUCAGCAAGGCAGAAAAGCCAGACUGCAGUGAGCGCCUUCAGCUACAGAAGAGACUGGCCUGUAGAAAUUUCCAUUGGUUUAUAUCAAAUGUGUACCCUGAACUCUCCCAAUCUGAAGACACACCAAGAUUCUCUGGCAAGCUUUACAAUACUGGUGUUGGCUUCUGUGCAGAUUACAGACCUGGAAGGGCCAUUGCAGAAGGCUCUAUCGAACUCUCCCUUUGCAGUGACAGUCUCACCCAGCAACACUUUGAAUAUAACAGCAUGAAGGAAAUCCGGCUUGGUUCUGCUCCGCUCUUUUGCUUUGAUGUCAGACACGGGAAGGUUAUCCCUCAAAACUGUACAAAGGAGACAGACAACAGCCACCAGCGCUGGGAUGUCCAGGAGAAUGGAAUGAUUGUCCAUGUCCUUUCUGGCAAAUGCAUAGAGGCAAUGAAGAGCGAAGAUGCGAAGGACUUGGUUUUGUGUGUAUGUAACAAGAAUGCAAAUCAAGUGUGGCAAUUUGGACGUUCCCAUGGCUACAUCAGAGAUGACUGACAGGUCUCUGUGGAGGUCAAGUCGCCAAAAUUUAACAUUGCUUCUGUUUGGGAUUUAAGAUACAUUUCCUGCAUGGACAAGAAAGAUGUUUGUGUUUGCUGUAGCAUGCAGGGAAGUUAGGAGGGUCUCUCAUUUGAAAGCCUGGCUCACACAGUUGCUGCCAGUUCCUGGUUUAUUCAGCUCUAGCUAAAAUUUCUAUUUAUCCUGUGAAGCAGGGAAUAAAGAUACUGUGAGCAUGAAUAGAUUGUCAACUCUGCUAUCCAGAAGACAGUUGAGUUUGCCCUUUGAAGGCAACAGGGAAAAUUGGCUGCCAGACAGCUUGUCUUUAGCAUAUUCUGUGACUUCUGAGGAUACAGGAAAAUGAAUGUUUGUGAAACUUCUGAAACUGUAAGAGGAAGCCAGCCAAACCAGGAUAAGAGUUUAGCCUUGUUUUACAGUGCACUCGACUCUUAUAAAACAAAGUAGGUUUUGUAUGCAUAAAAGUAGUAGAUGUUUUCACAUGUAAUAGCUAAAAGUUUGUUUUCCAACUCGCCUGAGCCAAAUUUUUACCCUCUAUGAGAUUGCACAGAGCAUAAAUUAGCACUUAAUUACACGCUAACUGCUCUAAUUGACGUGGAAUACUAACAGUCCUCAGCGUUUGGCACACCCUUAAACCCUUAGUCCACAAUCUAAUUUGGAUGGGAGAAUAAGACUGAAAUAUUAACAACUUUUUUUUUUGUUUUAAUGAAAUUUAAGAACAACUUUUCAGGAGACUUUUGUGGAAUAUGAGAGAAGGUUGAAAUGGAUUAGAAAGAAGGGUAACAACUUCCCUGCUUAUUUUGAAAUGGAAAGUAUCGGUGGCAUCCAUUUGCUCUUAUAAAGCUAUGGGAUGAGCUUAUUAUUAUUCCAGCAACAAAACUGCUGGCUGAAAACAGCAAAUGAAGGGAAACAGCAGGUUUCAACAGUGGCUACCUAGGAAGGCAAUACUGAUGCCUACUUCCACUUGCUUGCAGCCUGAGUUAAGUCUUUUCACACUGUCAGUUUUAGCUAAGAAGAUCUUUUAGAUUCUUGCUGUCGUGGGUCUCCAAGCAGAUCCUCAAAGGACAGUAGCGUACAAAAUUUUCUAAACAAGCUGCUUCUGCAGAGCCUGCAUCCCUACUGACCUCCUGUCUUUCAAAGAAGUGAAUGAGAGUUGAUGUUAGGUAAUGAGAAUGGUCUCAUAUAGUAUGCACUAACAAAGCAAACUUCUGUCAGUAUUUUGUUAGCGCACAUUCGAUUUUGGAGUUAAAACCAAUAAUGAUGACACUUUCCAAGAGCCUGCUAAGACAGAAGAACAAAGAUUUGGGAGUCUUCCCACAUCAGCACCACACCUGAUUUAUAGUAUAAAUCAGUCAUAACCAUAUGUAUUUAUUAAAGGGGAAGGGCAUCAUUAAUGAAACUUAAUUUGUUUUUGAGAUUUUUUUCAAUAGACAGAAUUUUUUUUUUUUUAAAUGUUGUUUGAACACAUUGUUUGAACUUUAGAGAAAGGAAGGAAUAACAGAAUAUUCUGCUCAGAGCUUUCCAGUCACCUGCUCUUGGUAAAUCAUAAUAAAUUGGUUUCAAGCAUAUAAAAUCGGUUACAACAGAAGACAUGAACAGCAUUCUGUGUUGUGUUGUCCAAAACACUUCCCAGUGGGGUCUCUGUUUGCUUUGCGUGCUACAGAUUCCACACCAUGUUCAGGCAUCACUCCAAUCACCCUAAUUACCACUUACUCUUUGAUAGCAUCAGAAUCUAAUACCAUUUGCUGCUGUGUCAUUUAAAAUUUCCUGUGACAUUCUUGAAAAUGCUUCAACUUUCAGCUGAAAGGAUGGUAGCAACUUCUUCCAGAACACCAAGUGAUCCCUGAUCAUUGCCCAAAUCUAGGGUGAGAAAAGAGAAUUUCUAAAAUUGCAUAAAAGCUGAGUGAAAUGCUGUUUUAAUGACAUGUGUUUCCUUUAUUUUAAAUUAUAAGUAUGCCAUAUUUUUAAAUUAUGUGUUAUUUAUUAUAUUUUAGACUCUACACUGGGAAUAUCAUUCCUUCAGCAUUUAGCUUAAUGUUAAAAAAAUGUGUAUACAAAUAUGAUAAUUGAUCACAAGUGGGAUUUAUCACAAAGAAGAAUGAAAAUAUUUUCGGUUUAGAGAGCAAAUGUUUGGAAUUAAACUUAAGAGAUAUGGACAUCCUCAUCUUAUACUGCUUUUUAACAUAAUGAUAAAAACCUAGAAAAUAAGGUUUGCUGCAGAUAUAUGUACAAUAGAAAACUAUGUUAUGUAAUACCUCUUCCAAUAACAAAAUUUAAAUAUAUGGUUCAGUACCAUAUAAAAUAAUUGUUAUUAUACUUGUUGCUUUUAGUAACAGGCCAGAAUGGAGCUGCAGUUUGGUCUAGGAAGUCUGUGUACAGGGACAGCCCGGGGACACAGAUUGUGAGCCAUGCCAUGGAGCACAUUCCCCUCUAAUAUAAACAUAACUUGUUAUUACACAAAAAAACAAAGGGAAAACAUCUAUCCCAUCUAUCCCGUUUUUCCUAGUUUCCUUCCUGUAUGCCUUUUAAAUAUAUUGGUUGGUUGUACCAAUGCUGUUUCCCCAUCGUGGCCAUUUACACUUCGCCCCUGUGGUCCAUCAACUAUACCUUUCUCCUCAUGUAGGUUGUACAGGGGGCUCAACAAAGGGUCUCUGCUAAAGGUGCUAGUGUGUUUUCCUCAUUCUUGCCCAUCUUUCAGACAACGCAGGCAGACAGCGAUGCUUUGAGCAUCACAAAACAUGGAAUUACUUUUAGCUCUGUCUUUAGACAGGGACAGCAUUUCAGGUUUGCUAAUUCCCAUUGACAGGAGAGAAACGUAAGAACAAAAUGUUUCAGGCAAGAACAGAGUAGCAGUUUUAACUCUGAAGGCCUCCAAAGUAGAGCCUCAGGCAAGAGCAAAGGAAUUCCAGCAUAACACGAGUAAACAUCUUAUUAUCUAACUCCACCUGUUUCUUUGAAUUUGGCAACCCAGUUCAUUAUGAAUGCUUUGAGCCAAACCCACCCAUGAAGCUGAGCUAAAAGGACAGAUUCAAGAACAGGUCACCUUUCAGUUGACAACGCUUACUAAAUAGUCGUGUUUAUUCCUCUUCCAGCUAACUGGAAAUGGAAGAACGUAAAGGCUUGAAGAAUUAUUCAACAUACUGGUAAACCUAGACGCAGUCGAUGCAGUCGGUAUUGGCCGUAGUUCGGGGUUUGUCCUGUUAGGUGAGGUGUCAUCACUAACCCAGAGAAACAGAAUGGCAGCAUUUUUCUCUGUGAGAUAACCUGAAGUUUGAACAGGGGGAAGGUUAGAGCAACCUUUACACUACAUCCUGUAGAACAGAAAUGUUCAGGGCAUCUCUCAGUCCAUGUGUAAGUGCCUCCAGGUCCUCCCUUAGAGACGCUGUCUGAGCUGUAAUACUGUCUGCUUACUAAAAUGCAAUAGCUUUUAUUACAGAUUUCCCCAGGAAGGAAUGGGGCUAUGCUGAGGCAACCAAGACAAGAACAGUAACAGCCUUGAUUUUCAUAACAGCUGGAAGAUGACAUGUGAGUGAGAGCUUUCAGAUCUGCCUUUAUAUUUCAUUUUAUCUCAAGCAGUUUGAUUCAAAUUACAAACGUAUUGGAAGAGAGUAAAAAAUCAGUGUUCUGCAAAUAUUGGUAACUUCUUGGCUCAUGUUUUUAAGCUAUACCAACUGCACGCUUCUGCCCUGAAUAAAGUAUGUCAGUGCACA
Molecule: messenger RNA, 6129 nt
Organism: Gavia stellata (red-throated loon)
Lineage: Eukaryota; Metazoa; Chordata; Aves; Gaviiformes; Gaviidae
Gene: GALNT15
Product: polypeptide N-acetylgalactosaminyltransferase 15
Exons: 11
Coding region: 476-2401 (641 amino acids)
Cellular component (GO): Golgi apparatus
Source: RefSeq, a predicted model, not a curated record